Messenger RNA from Chiloscyllium plagiosum (whitespotted bambooshark), 2181 nucleotides. NCBI's taxonomy places the organism in Eukaryota, Metazoa, Chordata, Chondrichthyes, Orectolobiformes, Hemiscylliidae. The record is from RefSeq and is a predicted model, not a curated record.
ACCAGCCGCCGAAACCAUCCAUCAUCCUCAGUCGGGAAUCGGAUACCUUUGUGAAAGGGGAGACGCUGUACAUCCAGUGCAACUCCUUUGGCUUCUAUCAGACAGCGCUGUUCUACCUGUACAAGGCAGGCAGUGAGAAGCCCAUCGCAAAGAAGAUCCCCUCAGCCAGAGGUUAUGCCGUGACCUUCCACUUUCCCAACAUCGACGCGUCCAACGAGGGCAACUACAGCUGCAUGUACGACGUGGAAGUCUCGGGUCGGCUUCACAACUCAGCGAGAAGCGAUACAGCCAAGGUUGUGGUGAAUGAGCACCUCCUGAAGCCCCAGCUGAGACUGAACGCAGUGGGACAGAAGCUGAUGAAGGGCCAGACCAUGGAGCUGGCGUGUGAGGUGGCAUACGGGUUCAGCGGUGCCCGCUUCUUCCUCUACAAGGACGGCGGGCCGUCGCCCGUCGCCAGCCGCCUGGCGCUCUCCCGCUCGCCGCGGGCGCACUUCACCUUCAACGACAUCUCCAGCGCCAACAGCGGCAACUACUCCUGCUGCUACCAGGUUUGGAUUGUUGGCCAGCAGUUCAACUCCUCGCUCAGCGACCCGGUCAACAUCACCGUCAAUGACGACGUCGCCUUGCGCCUGGUGGAUGGAGCGAACGACUGCUCUGGGACGGUCCAGAUCAACUACAACGGCACCUGGGGCUCGGUGUGCAGGGAUUCCUGGGACAUUGCCGACGCCCAGGUGGUGUGCCGGCAGCUGGGCUGCGGCUUCGCCAGGGGCCAGGAGGGGGCGCCGCACCUGGCUUCCGCAGGGGUGCCCAAACCGGUCUGGCUCAGCACCGUGCGGUGCCGCGGGGGAGAGAGCCACCUCUGGGCGUGCCAAGCCCGCGCCUGGAGCACCACAGUGACCUGUAGCCGCGGGGAGGUCGCGGGAGUCACGUGUGCCGCUCAGCCACCGCCUCCCACUGCCCUGGUCGUGGGGGGGAAGCUGAUCUUUCAGGACGAGCCUCUCCGAGUGACGUGCACCGCCAGCCCGCUGUACUGGGGGGCCACCAUGAGACUCUUCCAGGACGGGGACCCCCCCUCAGAAGUGGCGUCCGGGAAGCUGGCCUCCUCCCUGAGCAACGUCCGCUUCGAGAUCCCGCACGCCAACAGCACGGGCUCGGGCGCCUACUGGUGCCGCUACGAGAUGGAAAUCGCCGAGUUGCUCUUCAUCUCCGAACGCAGCGCCCUGCUGGAGGUCACGGUGUUGGACGACGCCAAGCUGCGAUUGGCCGGAGGGGCGGACCCUUGCUCGGGGCGGGUGGAGCUGCAGUACAAUGGGACCUGGGGCACUGUCUGCGACUCCGGGUGGGACAGGCUGGACGCCGAGGUGGUGUGUCGGCAGCUGGGCUGCGGCUUCGCCCGCGCCGCGGUGCCCGGUGGCCACUUUGGGGAGGGCGAGGGCCACCCGCUCCUGGACAAUGUCCGCUGCAACGCCAGCGAGAGAGCCAUCUGGUCGUGCCCGGCGCACACCAUCUCUACGUCCAUCGGCGCCAAGAGUUGUCGCCAGAGGGAGGGCGCCGGCGUCAUCUGCACCGAUGAAUUACCGAGCCCGGAGAUCAGCGUGCUGAGGAGUGGGGGCACCUUUGCCCAGGGAGAGACCGUGCUCAUCCGCUGCUCCUCCCCCAGCUACCAGACCGGCGGGCGCUUCCUCCUGGCCCGGGCCGGUGCUGCCACUCUGCCCGUCUCGAUGACGGCCGUGGCUGGCUUCGCCAACGUCACCUUCUCCCUGGCCAACGUCAAUGUCAGUGAUGCCGGCAGAUACGCCUGCAUGUUCCAGUUGGAGCAGAACGGGAAGGGGUACAACUCCAGCUGGAGCGACGGCGCCCAGGUCACGGUGGUGGAGCACCCCAGCAAACCAGAGAUCGAAACCUUCCGGGAGUCUGGCCGCUAUUCGGUCGGGGAGUAUGUCGGGAUCCGCUGCACGGCGCCCGCCAUUUUCUCCGGAGUGAUCUUCCUGCUGCUCAAGGCGGACGGGACGGAGCCCCGCCUCUACCGGACGGCGCAGUCGGCAGGAUUCGCCAUCACCUUCACCAUCGCCAACAUCAGCCACGACGACAGCGGCCGCUACCGCUGCCUGUACCAGCUGAAACAGGCGGGGGCGCUCCGGAACUCCUCGGAGAGCGACAGCGUGCUGGUGACGGUGACGG